AUGACCAAUUCUCUCGAAAUCCUAGGAGCGGUGGAAACUGUUUUGGGGCUAGGGAGUCGAAUCUAUAAAUUCUUUAGCGAUGUCAAGGACGCACCGGAAGAGGUGCGUCAGAUGUGUGCACAGUUGCAACUUCUCCAGAAAUUGUUCCCGGAGAUCGCACGAUCAAUUUCUGAACUGGUUCAUGCUAUGCCACUGAGCCUCGAAAUAAUCUUUGCUUGUCUGAAAGGAUGUGAGACGGAGUUCAACACAUUAUGGUUGGCUGUCGAACCGCUCCGUACGGAGCCUGGCAUCAUCUGGAGUGAUGUCCUGAACAAAAUUGCUGCUAGUGUCAAAUGGGUCGUCAAGACUGAAGAGUUUGAAAAGUUUACCAAAAAUCUCGAGACGGCGAAACAGACCUUGGUUCUCGCCAUGCUUCUUGCUGGGAUGAGAGUUGAUAGUGUCGUACUUGAUGAAUUGUCAUCCAUCGACACUAAACUUGACGCAUAUGGUCGUACACUUAAUUCUCAUCUUCAUCAUGUUCACAAGAAGAUCGCAUUUCAGCUAGAACAGCUCGAGUACAGGUUCUUGCAAAGAAUAGAUAUUCUUUCGGGAACUGCAGCUGAGGUUCAUGGGCAAAAUAAUCUCCGAGUUACUGAACUUUACGACAGCAUUAUCCCAAAUGAACUAUUACAGACUGGCGACCUAUCUACUGUGCAGUCGGUUGACAGCAACGUGGAUUUUGCAGUUUCUAGCUCUGGAACACUGGACAUUGGCCCAGUUGAUUUCCCGUUUGAAAAUCAACAAGAAGAUAUUGCGAAUCAAACCAAAAAGGACAUCGAAAUUUUAGACUCUCUAUUACCGGGGUUCCGAGACGCCAUACGGCAAUGGGAGGUGGUCGCCUACGCAAAUGGGGCAGAUGAUCCCGAGAAUAUUGCAGUAGAAUCCUCUAGUUCUACCUUCAGCAAUGUGAUUAACCAACUUAAGGAGGUUGAAGAACGACAGGCCACUAAAAGACAUAACCGAUUUGGGGGAAUAUUUGAAAAAAUUAAUGAUUUUACCCAAGGGGCCAUGUUACUGGACCCCAUAGGGAUCUCUACAGUGGCAUAUGCUGGAAUGGGACUUAUAUUUGAGGCCGCAAGACAAUGGGCGGAGUAUUUCGAAUUAAUCAGGGAAGCACUGCGCGAGAUGCAAGAUGCCCUGGAGACCUGCACCCGAGAGUACGAGCUCUACCCGGAACCCAAGCUCAAGGUCAUAAUAAUGGAGCUAUAUACCGAAAGCUUUUCGGGGAUGACAAUAGUGCUCAAGGUUCUGCGAGAAAAGUCGAAAGUAUGGGCACAAGGGCGGAAUACUCAGAUUUUGAAAGACACCAUCGCGAAGAUCCGGCGGUCUUCCCAGAAAGUUAUGAAGGAGGUGGAAUAUCUUCAUCGGAGAGAGCUGCGACAAGCCCAUCUCCGACUUCGUGAAAUCGACAGGAAGCAAGACCAGGUUAUUCGAGCAUUGGAUGAGCAGAAGAAGAUCUUGAUCUCUAUGCAGGAAGAGCAAAAGGCUUUGAAUCUCAUCAAUGAUCAUCAAAAGGUCGUGCAGAUGUUGCAGCAGCUGUUGGCCAAAUUUCCUCCGCCAGCUGCAGUUGGAGCUUCUAUUAGCGAAUAG
Trichoderma breve is the source of this 1629-nucleotide messenger RNA. RefSeq lists its product as uncharacterized. The record is from RefSeq and is a predicted model, not a curated record. The coding region runs from base 1 to 1629 and encodes 542 amino acids. The transcript has 3 exons. NCBI's taxonomy places the organism in Eukaryota, Fungi, Ascomycota, Sordariomycetes, Hypocreales, Hypocreaceae.